AUAAUAACUAUAAUAUUAUUGAUUGGAACGACCAAAGCUGGAAUGAUAUAUGAAGGAGGUGAUCCUGGUGACUUUGACUUUUAUUUAUUCGUCGAGCAAUGGAUAUACUCAUUCUGUGAUACUCAAUCAUGUUUGCCAGGCAAGGAAAGAGAGGCAUUCACUAUCCACGGUCUGUGGCCAAACAAUAAUGAUGGAAGCUAUCCAAGUUUCUGCAAGGGCCAGCCAUUCGAUGUCGAUGAGAUCGCCGACAUUGAGCCACAGUUGGACACGAUCUGGCCCUCGCUGACAGGACCCAACCCAGACUUUUGGGCACAUGAGUGGAGCAAGCAUGGCACAUGCUCAAUCACCGGUCCGCUGGCCGACCUGCACGACUACUUCUUCGCCACGGUGCACAUCUAUCAGACGUACAACAUUACGGGCGGACUAGCCCAGUUCAAUAUCCUGCCGUCGGACAACGCAACCUACUCGGCGCCAAGUGUUGUAGAUGCCUUGUCCAAACAGUUUGGCGUCACACCACUGAUCCAAUGCACAGGCAAUCGUUUGGUGACCGUUGCAUUCUGUUUGACCAAGGACCUGAAGCUGAUGAGCUGUCCAGCAUUGAACGGAUGGAGUUGCAGUGGCAAUGUAAUCCUUCCUGCAACA
Acytostelium subglobosum LB1 is the source of this 642-nucleotide messenger RNA. RefSeq lists its product as hypothetical. Gene Ontology annotation, biological process: RNA catabolic process. The transcript has a single exon. The annotation marks the transcript as partial. Gene Ontology annotation, cellular component: extracellular region. The record is from RefSeq and is a predicted model, not a curated record. Gene Ontology annotation, molecular function: RNA binding; ribonuclease T2 activity. NCBI's taxonomy places the organism in Eukaryota, Evosea, Eumycetozoa, Acytosteliales, Acytosteliaceae.